Cladocopium goreaui is the source of this 941-nucleotide messenger RNA. The record is from the annotation of a GenBank genome assembly. Lineage: Eukaryota; Dinophyceae; Suessiales; Symbiodiniaceae.
UGGGUGAUCAUCGUAUGUAGCCAUGGCGGGCUAUCCAGGAUCUGAUGGCCAGGUUCAGAUCCUUCGUCAAACGAGUGCUUUGACUUCCCGCAUAGGGGGCCGUCCGAGCCUGCACUACGGGCCAUCCAAUUCCCUGAGUCGGGCGAACCGCAAGAGCUGUCGAAGUUCUUCUCUUUGCUCCUUGGCGCAGGAUCCGCCAGAGCCACCAUUGAAGAGCAAAUUGCGCUGCGAGACGCCUCUGCUGCAGGAGCUGCUUCCUCCCCCGCGCUCCAGCUCGGUCUCGGCCAGACGGCCAGUGCCGCGCGGGCGAAAUCGCGAGGGAGUCAAUGACGCUCGGAGCCUCUCCCCGCGGAUGCCGCAAGAGAGCCGGAAUUCCAGCGCUGCAGCGCAGAGAAUCAAAGCUGCAACGCCAAGAGCGCAGUCUCAGCGCCGUGCUGCCAGCCUUCGGGGCCUUCGGGAAGCUGAGACGCGACCCGUCAACGUGCAGCGGUUUGCCGAUGCACAACGGGAUACCUUUGACCGAGCCCUGCAAGAGAUUUGCCAAGGGAGGAAAUCCAGUUGCUGGAUGUGGUUCACAAUUCCCACUCCUCCGCACAUCGUCAAUGGCGUGGAACGUGGAAGCUCUGUGAAUAGAAAGUUUGCCUUGAGGUCAGAUGAGGAAGCGAGGGCUUUCCUCAAAUUUGAGACCGAUGAUGGGGUGAACCUGCGAGAGAACUAUAUGGCCAUCAUGACGGCGGUCCUGGAGCAGCUCCAAGCGGGCAGAAGCCCCACGUCGUUGUUGGGACACUUUGAUGCUCCGAAACUGGCAAGUUCAGUGCAGCUCUUUGAGCGAAUUACCAGUGAUGGAUGCGACCCUGAUCUCCACCAAGUUCUGCAAGAGAUCAGACCAUUUCUUUCCAAAAAGUCUAGUGAUUGAGCUGCCGGUUUGGCGAGAAAGUUUC